Camelus dromedarius (Arabian camel) is the source of this 3298-nucleotide messenger RNA. RefSeq names its product gem nuclear organelle associated protein 7 (gene GEMIN7). Gene Ontology annotation, biological process: spliceosomal snRNP assembly. The transcript has 2 exons. The record is from RefSeq and is a predicted model, not a curated record. Bases 2467 to 2883 code for a protein of 138 amino acids. Gene Ontology annotation, cellular component: SMN-Sm protein complex. Gene Ontology annotation, molecular function: RNA binding. NCBI's taxonomy places the organism in Eukaryota, Metazoa, Chordata, Mammalia, Artiodactyla, Camelidae.
AGCUCAGAGUGGAUUUUACAUUUUUAAGUAGUUGGAAAACUUUAAACAAAUUUUCUGCAGCUCAUGAAAGUCUAUAUGAUUCAGAUAUCAGUGUUUCAACAAGUAAGAUUUUAUUGGAGCACAGCCAUGUUUCCAUAGUGUUGGGCUGCUUUCUUGCUACUCUGGCACUUAUGAAAGAGAGCCUAUGGCCCACGACUCCUAAUAUAUUUACCAUCGGGCCCUCUAGGAAGGAAAUUUGCUGACCUCUGCUAUCUGUUCUGCUAAUAAGGAUUCGAUUUGGGCAACCAGUAGGGGUAUCCGAUUAGUGGGACUUGGCAGCUAGACACCCAGGGGCUGGGAAAGGUCUGGGUCAGACAGAAAGAGGUUUAGGGAGAGGGUGACAGUAAGGAUAGGCGAAGAAGUUCAGAUUUCUGAGGGAGGAUCUAACUUGGGGACAUGGAAGCAUUACAAUAUGUCCCAUCCUUUUUAUUUUUUUAUUUUUAAAUUUAUUAUUAUUAUUAUUUUUUUAAUGGAGGUGCCAGGGAUUGAACCCAGGACCUCAUGCAUGCUAAGCAUGCGCUCUAUCACUGAGCUAUACCCUCCCCCAACCCCAUCCUCUUUAAAGUUAGAAUUUAAAAAUUCUUUUGAAUAGGUCAUACAAAUUCAAAACAGAUACAACUUCAAACAGAAUUCAAAAGAUACAAAAAGGUAGGUAGCCAAAAGUCUCCACCCCAGAUCCUUCAUGGACUGAAUGGCCCGUGUGCAUGUGUGGUGUUCAUGGUUACCGUGCAGCUGCCCCUCUAUGAGGGAUCUGAGAGGUGGUGAAUCUGUUCAUGUGUUCAGUGAUCAUCUUACCUGCCCUCCACCUGUCUGUCUACAUCAGUGGUUCUCAAUCAGAUGUGAUUUGGGGGGAUAUUUUGCAAUAUAUGGAGAAAUUUUUCUUUUUCCCUUAAUGGAGGUAGUGGGGAUUGAACUCAGGACUUGUCUGUGCCAGGCACGUGCUCUAUCACUGAGCUCUACCCUCCACCCCCUGUUUUUUUCAAAUGGCUUUAUUGGAAUUGUAAUUCUCCUACCAGACUAUUCACCAAUGGAGACAUUUUCAGUUGUCACAAGUUGUGGGAGGGAUGUCGGACACUGCUGGCAUCUAGUGGGUAGAGGCCAGGGGUGCUGCUAAAACCUUCCACCUAAGCACAGGACAGCCUCCCACAGUGCGACAGGGAAUGAUCCAGCCCCCAAAGUCAACAGUUAAUCACUUUAAAGAGGGGGGACAAAGUCACAGGGCAGCCUGAAACUUCGGUCCUUCUCUCUUUGUUUUCCUGCCUACAAAGCCAGCAUUUCCCUGCAUGCCAUCAACAUCAGUGCAGUGACAUGUAAUAUGUUACAGGCGACUGCUAAGCUUGCACAUUUGUUAGGUCGUUUAGUCCCCAUGACAACCCUGUCAAGUUGGUCCUCUUUUUUUUUUUUUUAAAUGGCGGUACUGGGGAUUGAACCCAGGACCUUGUGCAUGCUAAGUAUACCCUUUACCACUGAGUUAUACCCUCCCCCCAUGUUGGUCCUCUUCACACCCCCAUUUUACAGAUGAGGAAACUAAGUCACAGACUGGUUAAGCAACUUACCCUCGGUCACAUGGCGAUACUAAUACAGUUGUUAUUCAGCUGUAACUAACUCUUAUGGAGAACCUAGUAUGUAGCAGGCCCUGCAUGAGGCUGUUGAAUCCUCAUAACAAGCGAAGGUAGCAGUUGGUCCCAUUUCUCCUCCAUGUAGUGGAGGAGGAAAAUGUCUCUUGCUUGAGGUCACCCAGCUAAGCAGGCCUGGGAGCUCAAUUUCCUCUCCAUUCAUUGGAGGAGAGACAGUAUUUCAGGAGCCUGGUCUCUGUGCCACUCAGUGUUCCAGGAGCUGGGGAUACAGCCGUAGGCAAAGAGCAAGGUCCCUGCCUGUGGAGAGGCAGCCGUCUCACAGGGAAGAAAGAUCAUAAGCAGAAAAGUGAAUAUACCAGGUCAUGUCCAGGAGUGAUGUGUGUGCUACAAAGAAUGAUAAAGCUGACUGAGGGGAUGGACGGGGCUGAGGGGCGGAUCUUUAGAACAAGAUGGCCAGGGAAGAGACAGAGGAGGUACAGGCAGAGGGGACUGCAAGGCCCACGAAGGGACUGUGUCAGGGUGCUCAAGGACCAGAGAAGAGGCCAGUGCAGUUGCGUGGUGCCUGAGAGGCUGAGAGUGCUGGCAGGAUCCGGAGCACGCAGGGCCUCGAGGGCUGCGGUGAGGACUUUGGUCUUGACCCUAACUGAGAUGGAAGCCAAAGGAGGGCUCCAAGCAGAGGACGGAUGUGAUCUGACUUGGGUGUUAACAGAGUCCCUCUGGGUGUGUCUGGGGACAGACUAGCAGGUGAGGAAGGUGAGAGUGGGAUACUGGUGAGGAGUUGACAUCAGUAGUCCAGGCCUAUGCAGUGAUGGUGGCUGGACCAAGAUGCUGGCAGUGGAGCAAGUGAGACAUGUUACGUUCAGCCAGGAUAAUGCAGACUCCACUGGCCAUUCCUGUGCCUGUGCUCCGGCUCCCUCGGGGCCCUGAUGGCUUGAGCCGAGGUUUUGCCCCCGAUGGACGCAGAGCCCUCCUGAAACUGGAGGUUCCUGAAAUCCCGGAGUCUCCUGUAGAUCAAGAAUCACGGGAAUCCCAGGAACAGCGGGCCCGGGCUGUCCUUCGGGAGCGCUACCUCCGAAGCCUGCUGGCCAUGGUGGGUCGCCAGGUGAGCUUCACAUUGCACGAGGGUGUGCAUGUGACCGCCUACUUCGGAGCCACCGACCUGGACGUGGCCAACUUCUAUGUGUCGCAGCUGCAGACUCCGAUAGGUGUGCAAGCUGAGGCGCUGCUUCGCUGUAGUGACAUUAUUGCAUAUACCUUCAAGCCAUAAAGAUGGAAUCAUGUUCAUCUUUCCACCUUGGGUGUAGCCACAGUCUCCUAGGGCUCCGUGUGCUCAUGAACUUGGAACUCUGGGCCUCAUAGAGUUCUGAAUUCCUUUGGAAUUUUGAGCCAAGCUCCAAGCAUCUCUGGCUUCUUGGGACCUCUGGGGUGUAAGUCAGUAAAAUUCUGCAACCCCAGGAGUUCUAGAUCCUGUUGAAAGGAAUGCUCUACCUCACAGAACUCUAAACUCUACAGAUAUAUGGGCCUCAUGACAGUUCCUGAAGACUGGGGUUGGGGGUGGGGCAGGGAGGGAGAGAUAAAGGAAGGCAAAUUGUUUAGUGGGAAACUGUGUGUUGAAGUUCAGACACCCUGAAAAUAUUCCCCAAUAUUCCCCUCCUGCCAAAGAACCCAUUAUCCCAGGAAAA